AUGAUCGGGUCAGUUGGUGCCACUCUGCUGGGCUUCCUGCUGCAGAUCCUGUUCGAUGGGACGGCCGGCCAGCAGCUGCUCCUCGCGCGUCCCCAGAGAUCGCUGUUUGAGGCUCCCCUGGAGCACCUGGAGCAUCUAGAGCACCUGGCGCCGGUGCCCGCUCUGCCCCCGCUCGGCUGGAAUACUGUGGGUGGUGGCCUGGGCCUGGGAGUCGGCGGAGAAUGGGCCUACAACCCCGUUGGCCUGGGUCACAUGAACAAGGAUGAUCUGCUGACCCUGCUGGAGGCCUGGAAGGAAGUGGAACAAGAGUCGGCGACCACUACAACUACCACUGCUGCCCCGCCGCCAGUGGAAACGACAACCAGAAGGCCAGCUCCUCGUCCUCUGCCGCCACUGCCUCCGCCGCCACCGCCUCGGCCACGUCCUAUACCCAUACCCAUUCCACUGCCGGUGCCUGCUCCCCAGCUGCCUUCCGGAACACCCAUCACCGUCAGGCUGCCAGCAUUUGUGCCCAUCCGGCUGGCUGCCAUGUGGACUCCUCCUGCAGGCGGACCUGGAUCGGGAGCACCUGCUGCGCCAGCUGCUGCUGCUGCCGGCGAUGAGGAUCUUGCCACUGACGACGUUCCCGACGAUGACGACGCCGCUGCUCCCCGUCUCUUCCGCUUCAUGCCCAUGCCCCUGGCUCGAGCCAGACCUCGGAGCCAGCCGCAGGCCCGUCAGCAGUUUGUGGUAAGGAACACCCUGGACAGCGUGGACGUGGGCACCGCUCCGGUGCGGACUCAGGUCAGGCCGGAGGUCAAGCCCAAGGUAACAGUUGCACCUGCUCCACGCGCCCAGCCAGCUCCAGCUCCAGCUCCCUUUUUCCGGCCCGGAACUGGUCUGCCGCCGCAUCUGGCCAACGCUCGUUUCGAAUUGGUGCCCUCCUCCCAAAUCAUCGGCAACUGGCGGGAGUAAACAAGCAGAGGAGCUGCCAGAGAUUCCACUAACCAAGAGAGGAGACCUGAGAACUGGGAGUUCCCCAAGGAGGCUUCCCCCCGCACG
Drosophila kikkawai is the source of this 1041-nucleotide messenger RNA. RefSeq names its product translation initiation factor IF-2. The record is from RefSeq and is a predicted model, not a curated record. NCBI's taxonomy places the organism in Eukaryota, Metazoa, Arthropoda, Insecta, Diptera, Drosophilidae.